GCAACAAAGCUUGCGCUUUAUCCGCUGGACACUUGGAAAAGCAGGAAGCAGGCCCGACGCUUCGGAGAAACGGCGGAGUUUCGGCACCUCCGCACCCUCACCGGGGUCUAUCGGGGUGUGGUUCCGAAACUGCUACUGUACUCCCCCUACCAGGCUGUGUACAUGAGCGCCUACAUCAGUGCUCGAGAUGCCCUCUCCAAAGGCCCAGCUCCCUUCGGAGACUCUGGUUUGACUUUCGUGACGGCAGCGGUGGUGGCCGAAGUGGCCGGCUCCGUCAUUCGACUCCCGAUGGAGGUGGCGAAGCUCCGGCUGCAGCUUGGUGCCUACCGCAACAGCUUCCAUGCCUUCCAGGAUUUGGGAACGAACCUCAAGGAGCUUUACCGCGGAAGCUUCUUGCCGCAAACAGUCCUGCAUGAUUGCUCCUACAGCGCAUGUGGGUGGCUCAUUUUCGAGACGAGCAGGCAGCAGUUGUAUUCCGUCCGCGGUUCCUCGGACUUGCCAGUGUACGAGAAUCUCUCGCUGGGCGUCUUCACUGGUACUUUGACGGCUUUGGCGUGA
Messenger RNA from Symbiodinium necroappetens, 558 nucleotides. Lineage: Eukaryota; Dinophyceae; Suessiales; Symbiodiniaceae. The record is from the annotation of a GenBank genome assembly.